Messenger RNA from Zasmidium cellare ATCC 36951, 1083 nucleotides. RefSeq lists its product as uncharacterized. Gene Ontology annotation, biological process: D-sorbitol catabolic process. The transcript has 3 exons. Gene Ontology annotation, molecular function: zinc ion binding; L-iditol 2-dehydrogenase (NAD+) activity. NCBI's taxonomy places the organism in Eukaryota, Fungi, Ascomycota, Dothideomycetes, Mycosphaerellales, Mycosphaerellaceae. Bases 1 to 1083 code for a protein of 360 amino acids. The record is from RefSeq and is a predicted model, not a curated record.
AUGGAUCCAGACCAUCACAACUUAUCCUUCGUACUCAACAAGCCCGGGGAUGUCACCUACGAGCACCGCACAAUCCCUCAACUAGGCCCAUAUGACGCCCUCGUCCAUGUCCACUAUACCGGUAUCUGCGGCUCAGAUGUGCAUUACUGGAAGCAUGGCCGCAUUGGAAAUUAUGUCGUCAAUGACCCUAUGGUCCUCGGUCACGAAAGCAGCGGCAUCGUCGUCUCGGUUGGGUCAAACGUCACAUCUCUGGCGAUUGGUGAUCGAGUAGCCAUGGAACCAGGUAUCCCAUGCCGGAGAUGUACUCGAUGUCGAGGCGGAAAGUACAAUCUGUGUCCACAUGUGAAGUUCGCUGCAACGCCACCCGUGGACGGCACCUUGACUAAGUCCUAUGCCCUUCCGGAAGACUUCUGCCAUCGACUCGCCGACCAUAUCAGUCUACAAGAGGGCGCUUUGGUGGAGCCGCUCAGUGUUGCAAUUCACAUUGUCCGGCAAGCAAAAAUCAAGCCCGGACAGAGCAUUGUGAUUUUUGGAGCUGGACCUAUUGGUUUACUGUGCUGUGCGGUGGCGAAAGUCUUUGGCGCAGUGGACAUUGUCUGUGCGGACUUGUCAGAAAGCAGGCUGAACUUCGCAAAGUCAUACGCUGCUACGCAGACCUAUCUAACCAGGCAGCAAACGGCAGAAGCGGCGGCGGCGGACAUCCUUCGCACAUGUGGUUUAUCAGAAGAUGGCGUGGACGUUGCCAUCGAUGCCACAGGAGCCGAACCUUGCAUUCAAACUUCGGUCCAUUUGUUACGAACUGGAGGCACAUACGUGCAAGCAGGAAUGGGAAAGUCAGAGGUGGUCUUCCCCAUCGGAGCUCUUUGUGGCAAAGAAAUCACGGUCAAAGGUUCAUUCAGAUAUCAGGAAGGAGACUAUGGACUUGCCGUGGAGAUGCUUGCCAAGAGUCGUCUCUCUGUGAAAGAGCUUGUGACAAAUGUCGUUGGGUUCGAUGAGGCAGAGACGGCGUUUUGGAAUGUUUCCACGGGGAAAGGCAUCAAAACUCUGAUCAAAGGCGUGGACGUUGUUGAUGGGCCGACAUAA